ACCAAUUACCCCACGCGCAUACCACUUCCCAGAGACAAUGGGCAUGAUGGGUUCCACUCAGCAAUUCACAAUCAAAGAUGAGCCCGUGGAGAACCAGCGGCCGAUGAAGGUCAGGGUCAUCGGCUGUGGCUAUUCCGGCAUCUAUCUGGGCAUCCGCAUACCACAGCGUCUGCGUAACGUCGACCUUCAGAUCUAUGACAAGAACGAGGGCAUCGGAGGGACGUGGUGGGAGAACAGAUAUCCUGGGUGCGCUUGCGAUAUCCCGUCUCAUAGCUACCAGUACUCAUUUGAGGGGAAUCCAAACUGGUCGUCUCUCUACGCUCCGGCGAAGGAGAUCUGUGCGUAUUUGCACGGCGUUGCGGAGAAGUAUGGGGUUCUAAGAUAUGUCAAGACCUCGCACAAGGUCACGAGCUGUAAAUGGGACGAUGAAAAGAAGAAAUGGCUCCUCACAGUCGAAAAGACUCAGACAGGAGAGGUCUUUGAAGAUGAUGCAGAUGUGCUGAUCUCGGCACGUGGCAACCUGAAUAACAUUGCAUGGCCAGAGAUACCUGGCUUUGAUACAUUCAAGGGGGAAGUCAUGCACUCAGCGGCUUGGAAUCAGGAAUAUGACUUCAGGAAUAAGAAGGUCGGCGUCAUUGGAGGCGGUUCAAGCUCGAUUCAGAUUGUACCAAACCUCCAAAAGCUCGAGGGCAUCCAGAUGACUUGCUUUGUAAGAAGCAAGACGUGGAUUGCAAGCCCCUUUGGUGAUCAUUCAAUGAUCAAGCUGGGAAUGGAUCCUGCAGUUCACACUUUCUCAGAAGAAACACGCCGGGAGCUUUCGUCUGAUCCUGAAAAGUACCACAAGUUCCGCAAGACCAUCGAAAUAGAUGGCAAUACCAUCCACGCAGCAACAAUCAAAGGAUCAGAUAUGCAGAAAGCGGCUGUUCAAGCAUACUCGGAAAUGAUGAAAGCACGCCUAGCCAAGAAGCCCGAGAUUAUCGAAGCCAUGAUCCCCUCCUUCGGAGUGGGGUGCAGACGUCUCACCCCAGGUCCUGGCUAUCUCGAGGCUCUCGUCGAAGACAACGUCGAGUUCGUCUCCGACAAGAUCGCCUCGAUCAACCCCAAAGGGGUCGUCCUCGAGAAUGGGAGGACAGUCGAGAUCGAUGCGUUGGUCUGCGCCACCGGCUUCCACGCCUCAUCCGCGCCGCCCUUCCCCAUCGAGGGCAAGAACGGCACGACGAUCCAGAAGCGCUUCUCGCCCAGUCCCGAGACGUACCUCGCGAUGACCAUCGAUGACUUCCCCAACUUCUUCAUGAUGCUAGGGCCGAACGCGGCCAUCGGCACGGGCUCCCUGACCAUGAUGAUCGAGACGCAGGGCGACUACAUCAUCAAAUGCAUCCGCAAGCUGCAGAAGGAGGACUACGUCACGAUGAUGCCCAAGGCGGCGCGGGUGCACGACUUCACCGAGUACUGCCUGGAGUACUUCAAGAAGACCGUCUACCUGGACCAGUGCAACUCGUGGUACCGCAGCGAGGGCGGCAAGGGCGACCGCGUGACGGGGCUGUGGCCGGGAAGCACGAUGCACUUCCUGGAGUCGCUGCGGGCGCCGCGCUGGGAGGACUUUGAGUACGAGUCCAAGUCGGAGAACCGCCUGCGCUGGCUGGGCAAUGGCUGGAGCGUGACGCAGCUCGAGGGCGGCGGGGACCCGGCCUGGUAUCUGGAGCCGAGUAUGAUGGACGUACCGGUGCCGGGCCGGCCGGAGGAGCAUCCAGAGUUUAAAUUGAGGCCGUUCUCUCAUUGA
Molecule: messenger RNA, 1780 nt
Organism: Amorphotheca resinae ATCC 22711
Lineage: Eukaryota; Fungi; Ascomycota; Leotiomycetes; Helotiales; Amorphothecaceae
Exons: 6
Coding region: 38-1780 (580 amino acids)
Molecular function (GO): NADP binding; flavin adenine dinucleotide binding; N,N-dimethylaniline monooxygenase activity
Source: RefSeq, a predicted model, not a curated record